CCCGCCCCGCCCCUCCCCUCCCCGCCCGCGGGGAAAAACAGUCGCGCGGCGAUGACGUCGCGGGGGCCUGGCCGGGCGUCGCGGACUCGGGAGAUGGAGGAAAAGGAGCAAUUACGGCGACAGAUUCGUCUCCUGCAGGGUCUGAUCGAUGACUACAAAAACCUCCAUGGAAACGCGUCUGCCCCGGGCACCUCAGCUGCUUCCCGGUGGCAGCCACCUGCUUACAACAGCAGCAGGGCCUUCAGUGCCUGCUACCCUCGCCCAAGCCGGAGGGGCUUCUCCCCGAACCACGGGCCUGGAUGGCGCAAGAAGUACUCUCUCGUGAAUCGGCCCCCGGGAUCCUCAGACCCCGCCAGUGACUGUGCUGUGCAGCCGCCCCUCGGGGCUGGGGGGAGCCAGGGCCCUGACCCCCAGCAGUAUGUCCUGGAGAGGCAGGUGCAGCUUAGUUCAGAUCAGAACAUGGUCAUCAAAAUCAAACCACCUUCAAAACCGGGUUCAGCUAGUGCUGCAGGGGUCCCUCGGGGCUCCUUGGAAGAGUUUGGGGACCCCCCCUGGAGUGACCACAGGCCUCGGGAGGGUGAGGGCGAGCCUCCUGGUGGGCAGCAGCAACCCUCAAAGCCAGGAAGAGUCAAGGGGAGCUGUGGUGCAGAGGACCCCAUUCUGGUCCGCCAGAAGGAGCCUGGCAAGCCUCGGGUGGUGAAGUCCGUGAGCAGCAUGAGUGACAGCCCCUCAGAGCCCCGGCGGACGGUCAGCGAGAGUGCGGUUGCAGUCAAGGCACGCUUCCCAUCGUCCACCCUGUCCCAGCGCAGCAGCACGGCUGUGGGCCGGAAGGUGGGCUCGCACUUUGUGGCCAGUUGUGUCACCCAGCUCCUUGGAGAUGGGAGAGUGAAUGCUGGCCACCCAGAUCAGCCGGCUUCCUCUGGUGUGGUGGCCGGCCCAGCUAGACCAGCUUCUGGACCCAGGCAGGCCCGAGAAUCAUCACUGCUUGUGUCCUGUCGAACCCACAAGUUCCGGAAGAACAACUACAAGUGGGUGGCUGCUUCCGCCAAGAGCCCGCGGGCUGCGCGGAGGGCCCUCAGUCCCAGAGCAGCCUCGGAGAAUGUGUGCAAGGCCCCCUUUGGCACAGCGGAGCAAGUGGAGAAGACGCAGCUCAGAGCCGAUCCAGAUGCCAAGCCCCGGAGGUCGUCUGCGUCCUCCACGGCCGGGGCCUCCCCGAGCAAGUACAAGUGGAAAGCGUCCAGCCCCUCAGCCUCCUCCUCCUCCUCCUUCCGUUGGCAGUCGGAAGCUGGCAGCAAGGACCGUGCCUCCCAGCUCUCUCCAGUCCCAUCCCGGUCCCCUCCGGGGGAUAGACCAGCAGUGGGACCUAGCAGUUUGAAGCCCCUCCUCAGUGAGCCCCUGCUCUCAGCUUACAAAGUGAAGAGCCGCACCAAGAUCGUCCGGAGGCGGGGAAGUGCCAGCCUUCCUGGGGACAAGAAGAGCAGCCCCCCACCCGCUGCCGCUGCUAAGAGCCAGUUCAGCUUGCGGCGGAGGCCGGCCCUCCGGGGAAAGAGCAGCCCCGUUCUGAAGAAGACCCCCAACAAGGGCCUGAUGCAGGUCACCAGGCACCGGCUGUGCUGCCUGCCUCCAGGCCGGGCCCACCUCCCCACCAAGGAAGGUAUGACCAGGAGGAGGGGUUCCGGAAAGUUUGCUGAGCCAGCGUCCAGUCUGCACACCCUGCGGACCCCUUCCACCAGCAAAGUGAUCAAGACCCGCUACCGCAUCGUCAAGAAGACCCCAGUACCUCCUCUCAGCGCCCCCCAGUUUCCCCUAUCCCUGCCCUCCUGGCGGACACGGCGGCUCUCCCUGUCCAGGUCUCUGGUGUUGAACCGCUUGCGCCCUGCUGCGGGGGGCGGGAAGGCCCAGCCCGGCUCUCCUCGGUGGCGGAACAAAGGCUACCGCUGCAUCGGAGGGGUCCUGUACAAGGUGUCGGCCAACAAGCUCUCCAAGACCUAUGGCCGGCCCAGCGGCGACGGUGGCAGCAGGCCCCUCCUGCGCACAGGCCGCACGGACCCUACCAGCAGCUGCAGCCGCUCCCUGGCCAGCCGGGCCGUCCAGCGCAGCCUGGCCAUCGUCCGGCAGGCGAGGCAGCGGCGGCGGAAGCAGCAGCAGGAAUACUGCAUGUACUACAACCGCUUCGGCAGGUGCAACCAUGGCCAGCACUGCCCCUACAUCCACGACCCCGACAAGGUGGCCGUGUGCACCAGAUUUCUCCGGGGCACGUGCAAGAAGACAGAUGGGACGUGCCCCUUCUCCCACCAUGUGUCCAAGGAGAAGAUGCCCGUGUGCUCCUACUUCCUGAAGGGGAUUUGCAGCAACAGCAGCUGUCCCUAUAGCCACGUCUAUGUGUCCCGGAAGGCGGAGGUCUGCACCGACUUUCUCAAAGGCUACUGCCCGCUCGGCGCAAAGUGCAAGAAGAAACACACGCUGCUGUGCCCUGACUUCUCUCGCAGGGGCCUCUGCCCCCGGGGCGCCCAGUGCCAGCUGCUGCACCGCAGCCAGAAGCGCCUCGGCCGGCGGGCAGCCCCGGAGCCGGGUGGUGCACCUCCCAGGGCCAAGGCCUCCUCCAGCCACGGAGCCAGUCCUCGCCGAGCCCAGGAGGCCAGCCCAGGGCCCAGACCCCCAGAAGCCCCCCAACCAAGGACUCAGGGAAAACUCUGCACAUCAAACCCCGUCUGUGAGGGCCCAGGGGGCCGGCCCGCGCCUACCUCAGCCCCUCGUUCCCGCAGAGGAAGGAGGCUCCGCCUGCCCCUGCCCCGGAGGAGGGGCCGCCUGCCACCGAGUCCCCCCCAGGAGCCCCGGGGUCGUUGCUCUGCCCGCCUGGCUUUCAGCCUUCCGUGACCAGUGUGCGCCCAGGGCCUCGGCUUGUCCUUGGGCCGGGCUCUGCCCAGCCAGCCCCUCUGCACACCCACCUUCCUCCCACCCCCACCCCCGGGUCCUCAGCCUCGCACCCAGGAUGUGCUCCAACCCCCAGCCCAGAGGGGUGCCGGGCAGGGCUCACCGCCAGGCCUGUGCCCACUGUGGGUGUGAGAGCAGCUGUGCCACGCACCCCCCACCUUCCCCCAGGACUCCUGCCGGGCUCCCUGGUGGGUGUUUUAUGUUCAGCAAUAAAGGUUCUGUCCUGUGUCU
Ailuropoda melanoleuca (giant panda) is the source of this 3165-nucleotide messenger RNA. It is a transcript of the gene ZC3H3, whose product is annotated as zinc finger CCCH-type containing 3. NCBI's taxonomy places the organism in Eukaryota, Metazoa, Chordata, Mammalia, Carnivora, Ursidae. The record is from RefSeq and is a predicted model, not a curated record. Gene Ontology annotation, cellular component: nucleus. Gene Ontology annotation, molecular function: metal ion binding. The transcript is spliced from 12 exons. Bases 52 to 2877 code for a protein of 941 amino acids.